UUUUUAUUAAACGAGCCCCUAAUCGAUGAACUGCGAACGGAUAAUUACGAUUUAGGACUCACCGAAAUGUACGAAUUUUGUUCUUAUGGAUUAUUCGAAGUAAUUGGAAUCAAAUCAACGGCACUUCUGUCUGCCACUACAGUUACCGAUCUACUUGCUGAAGUAUGGGGCCUCCCAUCUCCGAGAAGUUACGUAACGGGAAAAUGCUGCUGGCCAUCAGCAAAAAAACUUUUUCAGAACGCACUCUUCAGGCGUAUGGUAAGUGAGGACUUCCCGGAUCUGAGAGAUCUGGCACAACGAGCAGCUGUUGCAUUCGUUAAUACCUUACCGAAUAUCGAUAUCGCACGGCCUAUUUCCAGUAAAGUUGUUUUCGUUGGAGGUAUUACUAAGAAGCAAGUAUCAGUAAUGGAAAAGCCAUUUGCGGAUUUGUAUGAGAAUGCGCGCAAAGGCGUGGUGGUGUUUUCACUUGGAUCGCUUGUUGACGCGGUUAAAAUGCCAGAGCAAAUGAAAACCGAUGUGCUGUUGGCAUUUUCUCGCUUUUCGGACUACGAUUUUAUUGUCAAAUUAGCAGUAAGCGAUGAAGAACGGGAAAAAUUCGCUUCAUCUUAUCCCAAUGUGCAUUUCUUCGAUUGGAUUGAUCAGGUCAAUCUUCUCCAUCAUCCGAAAACGAAAGCAUUCAUAACGCAUGCCGGCAUGAAUAGUCUCAGUGAAGCAGCAUUUGCUGGGACACCGGUUAUUUGCAUACCGAUAUUCGCUGACCAGCAUUACAAUACAGCCAUUGCGCUGAGAAAAAAUAUUGGAAUUUAUCUGAACAAAAAGCAUAUCAACGUGGAAACUGUGACAGAUGCGCUUCAGAAAGUACUCAAUGACCCGAGGUCUGUAUGUGAACAGGUUCCUCAGAAAAGGUUCAUUUUGGGGGACAAAUUUUACAUGACAGGGAGUACGUAA
Messenger RNA from Gongylonema pulchrum, 948 nucleotides. The record is from the annotation of a GenBank genome assembly. NCBI's taxonomy places the organism in Eukaryota, Metazoa, Nematoda, Chromadorea, Rhabditida, Gongylonematidae.